Coprinopsis cinerea okayama7#130 is the source of this 363-nucleotide messenger RNA. RefSeq lists its product as hypothetical. The transcript has a single exon. The record is from RefSeq and is a predicted model, not a curated record. Lineage: Eukaryota; Fungi; Basidiomycota; Agaricomycetes; Agaricales; Psathyrellaceae. The coding region runs from base 1 to 363 and encodes 120 amino acids.
AUGCAGUCUGUCAAAGUGGAUGAUGGUACCUUCACGUCGAACACUACUGGGAAGAUUGGUCUCGAAGAGAGAGGCGGAAGGCACGAACGGAGGAUCAUCUGGCCACCUGUAGCACAUGAGGGUGUCGACUUUUCUGCCCAGGCGUACGCCCAGGCGAUAGUGGAAAGACAUCGGAAAAAUAUGAGAACGAAAGUCGUCUUCACCCAGGUCGCUCAUUUCAACGCUGCUGGCGACCUCCUUGUCUGGGUCUGUGGAGAUGGACAGACCGAUAAGGGUGCUACCAUGGGUGGGGAGAACAAGCCUGAUAGAUUCGCCAUUGUAGAAGAGUUGAGUGAAGGGUGGUGUCCCAAUGUAUGGGGAUGA